AUGGCUUCCCAAGAUAUCAAAAGUGAUUUGGGCCAAUAUUGGAAUAGAACAAGCUCUAGAAGAUUACGUACUCAGUUACCACAGUCUAGCAUUGAGGAAACACCUAAUUUCACAGAACAUACUGUGUCAGAAGGAUCGAGCCUAACAACUCUAUCAACCCCAGAAUCGAUUUCAGAUUUUGAGUACUCAAAUCAAGAACUUCUUGAAUCCAACACAGUCAUGGGUCCAAAUCUCCAAGAUACACCAAAACGAAAGGCUGGUACAGAAGAGUCGCUGCCAAAUUCCCAAAAUGCGCCAAAGCGAAAGGCUACAGAGGAGCCCCCUACUUUUCCAGUAUCUUCCAAAAAGAUGAAAAUGAGUGAAACCGAGUUGACCGACAAUUUGAAAAAGACCAAUGCAGAACACCCUGCCAACAUUAACAUUAUACCUUUUCCAGAAAAACCCGCAGUGAUCGAAGAGCGAGAGGGUGAAAUUGAUUUUCGAGUUGUUAACAAUGACGAUACGAAUGAAAGUACUAUCAUUCUUUCGGGGCUGAAAGGCAUUUUUCAAAAGCAACUCCCCAAAAUGCCAAAGGAAUAUAUUGCUCGUCUAGUGUAUGAUCGAAAUCAUUUAUCUAUGGCAUUGGUAAAGAAAGCAACACUAGAAGUAUUAGGAGGGAUUACAUAUCGACCAUUUGAUGAUCACGAGUUUGCGGAGAUUGUUUUUUGUGCUAUAUCAUCCGAUCAGCAAGUCAAAGGAUAUGGUGCACAUCUGAUGAACCAUCUCAAAGAUUAUGUCAAAGCUUCCUCCAAAGUCAUGCAUUUUCUUACCUACGCCGACAAUUAUGCUAUCGGAUACUUUAAGAAACAAGGAUUUACCAAAGAAAUCACUCUACCAAAACCUCUCUGGAUGGGUUAUAUCAAAGAUUACGAAGGUGGAACAAUUAUGCAUUGCGAAAUGGUUCCCAGAGUUCGCUACCUGGAAUCAAACCGCAUGAUCGUUAAGCAAAAGGAGGUAGUCAAUGCGAAGAUUCUCGCCUUUAGCAAAUCAGACGAAGUUCACGCACCACCCAAACAAUGGAAGAAUGGCGCAUUUCCAAUCGAUCCCAUGUCGAUCCCAGCUAUCCGCGCAUCUGGUUGGACACCCGCCAUGGACGAAUUAGCUCGCCAACCUCGUCAUGGACCAAAUUAUGCUCAACUUUCUCGCCUCCUGAGUUCACUUCAAAAUCACCAGAAAGCUUGGCCAUUCAAGGCACCUGUCAAUGGUAACGAAGUCGCGGAUUAUUACUCUGUAAUUACAAACCCGAUGGAUUUUGAAACUAUGGAAAGAAAACUCGAUCAGGAUUCAUAUGAGAAGCCAGAAGAUUUCGUCGCGGACGCCACGCUCGUUUUUUCCAAUUGUAAAAAAUAUAAUAACGAUUCCACGCCAUAUGCAAAGUGUGCGAAUAAGGUGGAGAAGUAUAUGUGGAGUCUCAUCAAGGAAAUUCCAGAGUGGUCUUAUCUUUUGGAUAAUUAG
Molecule: messenger RNA, 1494 nt
Organism: Botrytis deweyae
Lineage: Eukaryota; Fungi; Ascomycota; Leotiomycetes; Helotiales; Sclerotiniaceae
Exons: 2
Coding region: 1-1494 (497 amino acids)
Biological process (GO): chromatin remodeling; positive regulation of transcription by RNA polymerase II
Cellular component (GO): histone acetyltransferase complex
Molecular function (GO): protein binding; histone H3 acetyltransferase activity
Source: RefSeq, a predicted model, not a curated record